Molecule: messenger RNA, 1317 nt
Organism: Pichia kudriavzevii
Lineage: Eukaryota; Fungi; Ascomycota; Pichiomycetes; Pichiales; Pichiaceae
Exons: 1
Coding region: 1-1317 (438 amino acids)
Cellular component (GO): cytoplasm
Molecular function (GO): L-ornithine transaminase activity; pyridoxal phosphate binding; identical protein binding
Source: RefSeq, a predicted model, not a curated record
AUGACUGCACCUACUCCAGAAUUCAACCUAUCCUCCGCAAAGGCAACCGAAUACGAACACAAAUACGCUGCACAUAACUACCAUCCAUUACCUGUUGUCUUUCACAAGGCCAAGGGUGCACAUGUUUGGGAUCCAGAAGGAAACGAAUAUUUAGAUUUCCUUUCAGCUUAUUCCGCUGUCAACCAAGGUCAUUGUCAUCCAAGAAUUGUGGAUGCACUAGUUGAUCAAGCUCAAAAGUUAACUUUAUCCUCAAGAGCCUUUUCUUGUGACAUUUUCGGCACUUAUGCUAAAUACAUCACUGAAUUUUUUGGCUAUGAGAAUGUUCUUCCAAUGAACACAGGUGCAGAAGCUGUUGAAACUGCACUAAAGAUUGCAAGAAGAUGGGGUUACGUCAAGAAGGGUAUUAACCCAGAUGACGCUAUCAUUUUAUCUUGUGAAGAUAACUUCCAUGGUAGAUCCAUUGCUAUUGUUUCCAUGUCUACCGACCCAGAUGCUAGAGUUAAUUUUGGUCCUUACUUAAAGAACGUUGGCCCGGUCAUUCCAGGCACUGAAGAUAAACUUUUAAGAUACGGUAACAUUGAAGAUGUCGAGUUAGCUUUUAAGAACGCCGGUGAUAAGAUAGCAGCUAUUUUGAUUGAACCAAUUCAAGGAGAAGCCGGUAUUGUUGUUCCACCAAUGGAUUACUUUGUUAAAGUUAAGGCAUUGUGUAAGAAAUACAACGUGUUACUGAUUGCCGAUGAAAUUCAAACAGGUAUUGCCAGAACCGGUAAAAUGUUGUGUUGGGAACAUUACCUACCAAGAGAAGACAAGCCAGACAUGGUUCUACUAGGUAAAGCGAUUUCCGGCGGUGUUCUACCUGUUUCUGCUGUUCUUUCAUCAAGAGAAAUUAUGUCAGUUUUAGAACCUGGUUCUCAUGGUUCUACUUAUGGUGGUAACGCUUUAGCAUCUAGAGUUGCUAUUGAAGCUUUAGAAGUCGUCAAAGAUGAAAAGUUAGUUGAAAGAGCAGAAGAACUGGGCAAGUUCUUCCAAGACGAACUACAGAAACUAGCAGAUGAAUCCAAUGGUAUGAUCAAGGAAGUCAGAGGUUUAGGUUUGCUUACUGCUAUUGUUGUUGACAACAGCAAAACCAACGGUAGAUCCGCUUGGGAUUUGUGUUUGUUAAUGAAGAAAAAUGGUGUUUUAGCCAAGCCAACGCACGAACACAUCAUCAGAUUGGCACCACCACUAGUGAUUUCAAAGGAGGACCUAUUAAAGGGUGUCGAUUCUAUCAGGAAAGCUUUAGUUGAGCUUCCAACUGUUGAAAUUGCUGCUCAUUAA